AGGACACGCUGGAACUUGGUUGGUAAGAAUGGAACGGACGGUGAAACUUCGCUCCCAGGAACGAUUGCUUUCUCUCUUGAUCUUUUCCUUCGAUCCUUCGAUUACAGAUAUUGUCGUUCGCUUCGUUUGUCGCUGAGAGACGUCGACGUCAGAGAAAAAGGCUCAAGAGGGAUUCGGGGUGCUGAUUUCCGGAUCGCUUGCUCGCUGAGUAGAGAAGAAGAAGGCUGCUACGCCCCCGCCGUUGACUAUUGUCUACCAUCUACCGUCUACUGCAACUACGGCAAACCAAUUUCUGACAAGGUUUGGUUUUUGCGCAUUGCAGCGUCGAUCCCGCCCACCGUUGGAGCGUUGCGCCGGCACACGCGCUUGAGAGAUGGAGAAUGCCUACACCAAAACGCCGGGGGAGGCGCUGAAGCACUUCCAAGUCACGGAGCAUGCGGGGUUGUCGGAGCAGCAGGUACGGGCUGCGAGGGAGAAGUACGGGAGGAACGCACUUCCUGAGGAUCCCCCGACGCCGAUUUGGGAGCUCAUUCUCGAGCAGUUCAAGGACCAGUUGGUCUUGAUUUUGCUGGGAUCGGCGGCCGUGUCAUUUGUUUUGGCGUUGUUUGAGGGCGGAGAGGAUUGGACUGCUUUUGUGGAUCCUGCGGUUAUCCUCACGAUCCUGAUAUUGAACUCCGUAGUCGGCGUAUCGCAAGAAACCAGCGCCGAGAAGGCCAUCGCCGCCCUCCAGGAAUACUCCGCGAACGAGGCCAAGGUCAUACGGAAUGGGACGAUCCAGCGUAUAAAGGCGGAUGAGUUGGUACCUGGAGAUAUCGUGUCUGUGGCCGUGGGCGACCGGAUUCCCGCCGACUGCAGGAUCCUCUCCAUCCAGAGCAACAGCUUCAAUGUGGACCAAUCCAUCCUCACCGGGGAGUCUGAAAGCGUGCCCAAGGACGUCCGCGCAAUCAAGGACGUUGACGCCGUAAAGCAAGAUCAGGUCAAUAUGUUGUUCUCGGGUACAACGGUGGUGACGGGACAUGCGACUGCCUUGGUGGUGUUGACGGGGUCGAAUACCGCGAUUGGGGGUAUCCAUGAAAGCAUCACGGCGCAGAUUUCGCAGCCGACGCCCCUGAAGGAGAAGUUGAAUGAUUUCGGAGAUGUGUUGGCCAAGGUUAUUACGGGAAUCUGUAUACUGGUGUGGUUGAUCAAUAUUGGAAACUUCAGCGACCCGUCUCAUGGCGGGUUCGCGAAAGGUGCCAUCUAUUAUUUGAAGAUUGCCGUUUCUUUAGGUGUAGCCGCUAUCCCCGAAGGCCUGGCCGUCGUCAUCACCACAUGCUUGGCUUUGGGUACACGGAAAAUGGCCGCCAGGAACGCCGUGGUCCGCAGUCUCCCAUCUGUCGAGACCCUGGGAAGCUGCAGUGUCAUCUGCUCCGACAAGACCGGCACUCUGACGACCAACCAAAUGAGCGUCAACAAGAUCGUUUUCAUCAACGAUAGCGGUAACGGACUCGAGGAAAUUGAUGUUGAAGGCACCAGCUUUGCCCCUGAAGGCCAGAUCUCGUUGAAGGGAAAGCGCCUGGAGAACCUUGCGGCUAGGUCUGCGACUGUACAACAGAUGUGCGAAGUCAACGCGCUUUGCAACGACUCCAAGCUAGCGUGCGACUCGAAAACCGGCACUUAUAGCAUCAUUGGUGAGCCUACGGAGGGUGCUUUGCGUGUGUUGGUGGAGAAGGUCGGUACCCCUGAUUCCAGCCUCAAUGUCCGCAGGUCUUCAAUUCCUCCUGAACACCGCCUCCAUCACGCAAGCCAAUACUACGAAGAUCAUGCGCCGAGACUCGCGACCUACGAGUUUUCCCGCGACCGCAAGAGCAUGUCUGUGUUAGUCCAGAAACAACACGGAGCGAAACUUCUGGUCAAGGGCGCCCCUGAAUCAAUAGUCGAUCGCUGUACUCAUGUUAUCCUUGGUGAAGGCGGCAAGAAGGUCCCACUUUCGAAGCAACUGGCCUCUCUCAUCCUGCAAGAAGUCGUCGACUACGGCAAGAAGGGCCUUCGGGUCCUUGCCAUGGCCUCUGUCGAUGUCAACGGAAAUGAUGCCAUCUACAAGCAAGCUAAGACCACGAAGGAAUACGCCAAGUUGGAACAGAACAUGACGCUCCUUGGGCUCUGUGGCAUGUUGGAUCCUCCUCGCCCCGAAGUACGAGCUUCCAUCGCGAAGUGUCGUUCCGCUGGAAUCCGUGUAGUCGUCAUCACUGGUGACAACCGCAACACUGCCGAGACCAUAUGUCGCCAGAUCGGCGUCUUUGGUGAAGACGAGGAUCUGACCGGCAAGAGCUACACGGGCCGCGAAUUCGACGAUCUCAGCGAAUCCGAAAAGAUGGAGGCAGUCAAACGCGCCUCGCUCUUCUCCCGCACCGAACCUAGUCACAAGUCCAAACUCGUCGACCUCCUCCAGCAAGCCGGCGAGGUGGUCGCCAUGACAGGCGAUGGCGUGAACGACGCCCCUGCCCUCAAGAAGGCCGACAUUGGCGUAGCCAUGGGUUCCGGCACCGAUGUCGCCAAACUUGCCGCCGACAUGGUCCUCAUUGACGACAACUUCGCGACCAUUGAAGGCGCCGUCGAGGAAGGCCGCUCCAUAUACAACAACACGCAGCAAUUCAUCCGGUACCUCAUCUCGUCCAACAUCGGAGAGGUCGUUUCCAUCUUCCUGACAGCUGCCAUCGGCAUGCCUGAAGCGCUUAUCCCCGUCCAACUCCUCUGGGUGAACCUCGUAACCGACGGUCUUCCCGCAACAGCCUUGAGUUUCAAUCCCCCAGACCACGACGUCAUGAAGCGCCAGCCGCGGAAGCGCGACGAAGCUCUCGUAGACGGCUGGCUCUUCUUCCGCUACAUGGUGAUUGGUACGUACGUGGGCGUCGCGACCGUCGCAGGAUACGCGUGGUGGUUCAUGUACAACCCCUUUGGACCGCAAAUCUCCUUCUACCAACUCACGCACUUCCACCGCUGCUCGUCCCAGUUCCCGGAAAUCGGGUGCGCCAUGUUCUCGAAUGACAUGGCCAAGAGCGCGAGCACCGUCAGCUUGAGCAUCUUGGUGGUCAUCGAGAUGCUGAAUGCCAUGAAUGCGCUCAGCUCCAGUGAGAGUCUACUCACGCUCCCGCUGUGGGAGAACAUGAUGCUCGUGUAUGCCAUUUGUCUGUCCAUGGCGCUGCAUUUUGCGCUGCUGUAUGUGCCGUUUUUGCGCGCCUUGUUUGGGGUUACGCCCCUGGGUGCUUUGGAGUGGAAGGCUGUGGUGGCGAUUAGUGCGCCGAUUAUGUGAGUUUAUAUCCCUUUCCCUUGUUUUUGUUGUACUUCUAUGUCAAAUGGAUUGCUGACGGAUGGUGCAGUGGCAUUGAUGAGGUGCUCAAGUUCAUUGAGCGUAGAUUCUUCCAGCGCACUGCCGAGGGAGGGGGAAGGGGCCAAUAUGCGCUUGGUGCGAAUGGGAAGACGGUGAGGCCCAAGAAGGAGUAAGGAUAGGAACAAGAGUAGGAAUGUAAGUACCAAGGGUGGACUCAU
Westerdykella ornata is the source of this 3528-nucleotide messenger RNA. RefSeq names its product calcium ATPase. The record is from RefSeq and is a predicted model, not a curated record. Gene Ontology annotation, biological process: calcium ion transmembrane transport; intracellular calcium ion homeostasis. Gene Ontology annotation, molecular function: ATP binding; ATP hydrolysis activity; P-type calcium transporter activity. The coding region runs from base 374 to 3292 and encodes 972 amino acids. The transcript has 4 exons. Gene Ontology annotation, cellular component: membrane. NCBI's taxonomy places the organism in Eukaryota, Fungi, Ascomycota, Dothideomycetes, Pleosporales, Sporormiaceae.